GCGGUUGCAGCCCCGGCGACAAUGGCGCUGCACUGGGCUCUGUGUUCUCUGCUUGUGGCUCUGCUCAGCCGGGCCCGGGCGGACGCGGGCACAGAGGAGUAUCUGAAACGAGAGCACAGCUUGAUGAAACCCUACCAGGGUGUGGGAGCCACAGGUUCUAACACUCACUGGGACCUCCAGGGAAACACAAUGGUGACCUCCCAUUUUAUACGACUGACACCGGAUCUUCAGAGCAAACAGGGAGCGAUCUGGAAUCGUGUAGCCUGUUUAAUGCAAGACUGGGAGGUGCAGGUCCACUUCAAAAUUCAUGGCCAAGGGAAAAAAAAUCUGAAUGGUGACGGGUUUGCGAUAUGGUAUACCAAAGAUCGCAUGCAACCAGGUGCAGUGUUCGGAAGUAAGGAUCUGUUCUCCGGUCUGGGAAUAUUCAUGGAUACCUACCCCAAUGAGGAGAAACAGCAAGAGGCUAAGAAGAGAAGAUAUUCAUCUUCCAAUCAGCGAAUUUUCCCCUACAUCUCUGCAAUGGUGAACAACGGGAGCCUGUCGUACGAUCACUCGCGAGAUGGACGGCCCACCACCAUCGGAGGGUGCACUGCCCUCGUACGCAAUCUCAACCAUGACACCUUUGUGGUGAUCCGGUACCUCAAACGGAGGCUCACGGUCAUGAUCAACAUUGAAGGCAAGAACGAGUGGAAAGAUUGCAUUGACAUUCCUGGCGUCAAACUGCCUUUGGGUUAUUACUUUGGGAUCUCUUCAGCGACUGGUGAUUUGACAGAUAAUCAUGACGUUAUAUCGGUAAAAGUUUACCAGCUGACGGUGCAAAGAACGGCUGAGGAGACUGAAUUGGAUGACGUUGUGCUGGUUCCAAGUGUGGAUAACCUCAAGUUUCAAGACGAUGACCUGGAUUACGAACCGAUGAGUGGUUUAACCCUGUUCUUCAUCGUUUUCUUCUCCCUCGUUGGCCUGAUGGUGUUGGCUGUGAUCGGCAUCAUCGUGUUCCAGAAGUGGCAAGAACAGAGCCGCAAGCGUUUCUACUGAGGCCCAGCUGGGGGACCGAGGUUUCGGGCCCCAGCUUCGGGGGAGAGGGGUGAGAUUGAACACAGCGCAGGUUUAUUUCCCUCAUCUCCGGUGUCUUGGGAUCAUCGCCAGCUGUGAUUCUUCGAUCUUGUUUCCAAUUGUACUGAGGACAGAUUAGAAACAGUAUUGGAACUAGUUUACUGCUAGCUAAGAUCAUGGGACUGACUUGCAAUCAGUGAUCAGCAAAAAAAAAAUCCCCUUUAAUUGCAAGAGGUUUCAGCAAGAAGAAGACCCAAGAGGUGAAAGCUUUAUUGUUUCUGUUUUCAUCCCUCUAUCAGACACUACUGAUAUAUCUAAAAUGUCUUUCCUGUAUCUGUAUAUAUGUGUGUGUGUGUUAUAACAAGUCUUCGCAAUCUCACUUCCCUAACUUUCAAAUAAUCUUGCAGGGCUCCUCCAGACGAGACUGUGGCUGUUGCAGAGUUACAGCACAUGUUUGCAAGUUGGUCACAAGUCACUUGAAAAACAAAAGUUAAAUUGAGGAAGAAUAUCAUCUUGCGAAUUUUUCCCCUUUUUUUAAUUUUUAUAAAUCACUGAGGAUUUAGUCGCUAUUUGUACAGAGUGUGAGUUGUUUAAAAUUUCAGUUGUGAUUUACACCUUUUGAUUUUGGAGAAGGAUAGGAAGGGGGAUUUUGGGACAGUUGGUGAUCUGUUUGUGUAAGAGCGCUAACAAUGCCUUAGUUCAUUUCCUUUUUUGAAUCAGUUUGCAUCAAAAGUGCGACUGUCACAGAAAAACUGUUUGCUUUUCUUUACUCUGUGAACCUUACUGUCACGGUGCAGAAUGGAACUGCUGUGUUGAUGGGAUUUGUACACCUCGUUGGUGUCAGGCCGUAAAGGUGAGCUCACCCUUGUGAGGUUGGGGGUGUUCGGACAGUGCUGGGGCUGCAUGCCUUGUAAAGUACUAUCUUUAGCUAAGCCCUUGCCUUGUCGGGCAGUGGGCUGGUUGAAAAUUCCGGAACUACCAAAAACUAAGCUGCUGGGACCAGUCGGGUUUUGUCAGUCUGUGUGUUUGUAUGUUGGGUAUUUUGUGUUUCAGUUGGGUUAGCUUGUGGUUGCAUGCCCUCUUGUUCAAUGGCCCUUAAUCUUAAUGUGAAACCAUGAGGAUGAGGGGCUGAGAGAGAAUCAAUGUGCAUUUAAACUAAGUUUUUAAGUAGUUAGUUGCUGGCCGUCUGAAGAGGAGGGACGUUGCUUCUCUCUCUCUGUCUCUCGUCAGGGUUUUACUUUACCUGCACUUUUUGAUCCUUUUUUGUGUGUACUGCUGUACUUAUAAAUGUUCUGAACAAAGUGAGGGAGCCACGUUUGAAACUGGAUUGUAUGACCCUUCAGGAGGUGUACGUGCCCACAAACCUGCCUGAACAAGGGCCACAGUUUGCUGCUUGACAGCAUUGCUGAGGGGUGUAGUUGUGAAAUGGUGUGCGUUUGAGGAUGAGCGAAGGUAGAGUAUUGAUGGCAAUACAAUUCAUUCACUCUCAAUGGAGUGUUCCAUCACUCUGCCACAGGCAGCAAAAUGCAUUCAGUAUUUUGAAGGAGAUUUGCCUUUACAAUCGUUAAGUAAUCCCUCCUUCUCACAACCAUAAUCUGUCAGUUAAUGAUGUUGCAGUUCACACAUCCUAAAAAACAGAAUCUUGCAUGUUAUGCAAUGCAUUUUGCAACCUCAAAAUUACUCGAAAGGCACUGAAAUGCAGUUCUUUUUAACGCAGAUGUGGCAGCCUAUUUGCUCUCCACCAGGUCCCAACACCAACAAAACAAUAAUGACCAGAUAGCACUUCUUUUUUCCUGAGGUGCUGGUUGCGUGGCCCGGAUCCUCCGAGAGCAGGCAGAACUGUUUGACAACAGAAAGUUUAUCCCAAAGGAAUGGGACUGUAAGCUCAGAUUCUUCCAACACAGCUAACUUUGAGGUGCAAGUCUCCAAUCUAGUCUGCCGCAGUGUGCCCAGUUUGUGUCAUCUUUUGUUGUCGAAUGAACUCGGUGACCUCCUUUGGGGUGGAUGGGCAGAACAUAAAGGCAUAAAUUUGUUCGCUUCAAAGUAAAAGCAAGUGAGUCAGGGGAUUUGUGAGUUGCUUAUAGACAGAUGUGCGACAACAUAGCUGGAGUUGCUACUUGUUACAGGGUGCGGAGUCGGAGGCAGGGUGGGUUUACCUUAAUCCCAACUACAGUGGCUGUCCCUUGCUGAGUAUUAUACUUCAGUUAUACAAUGGUAGAUAGUCUGCAGACAAUGGAAACUGAGCCAACUGGUUACUGUAUUGCCGUAGCAGUGUUCACGAGGUGUUGGGCAAAAUACAAGCUUCUCUCUAAUGUAUUGACAACUUGAGUUGAGUUGAUUCAUAUCUAGUUUGUCACUGGAAUCGAUGAAAAUGCAAAUGUCAGCAUUAAAGUGUUUAUAACCACUGUACUAUUUUUGUUUAGUCUAUGGAUUUACAAGUGUUUGGAUCAAACAAAGUAGCAAAUAUCAGCUCUGCAGCUGUCUAAACAGACAGUACAGCUCCAAGUUGAAUAAUAUAUGAACUUGAUUGGGACGUACUGAGGUGACUAACUUUUUUUUUAAAAAACACCUCUUUGGAAUGAUCCAAACACCAGACCAAUGGCAAAUCUAGACAGGCAGGAAUAUUGAUGACUACUUUUGUUGGUGAACCUGUUAUCAGACCACUGUUCUCACAUGCUGCUGUUUAAAUAUCGUGAAAUAAAUCCCAUAAGAAAUUUCUGGAAAAAAACAAA
This is a messenger RNA of Stegostoma tigrinum, 3785 nucleotides long. RefSeq names its product VIP36-like protein. Lineage: Eukaryota; Metazoa; Chordata; Chondrichthyes; Orectolobiformes; Stegostomatidae. The coding region runs from base 22 to 1035 and encodes 337 amino acids. Gene Ontology annotation, cellular component: endoplasmic reticulum membrane; COPII-coated ER to Golgi transport vesicle; endoplasmic reticulum-Golgi intermediate compartment. Gene Ontology annotation, biological process: regulation of catalytic activity; endoplasmic reticulum organization; endoplasmic reticulum to Golgi vesicle-mediated transport. The record is from RefSeq and is a predicted model, not a curated record. The transcript is spliced from 9 exons. Gene Ontology annotation, molecular function: D-mannose binding; enzyme regulator activity.